Molecule: messenger RNA, 1821 nt
Organism: Nasonia vitripennis (jewel wasp)
Lineage: Eukaryota; Metazoa; Arthropoda; Insecta; Hymenoptera; Pteromalidae
Gene: CPR43
Product: cuticular protein RR-2 family member 43
Exons: 2
Coding region: 1012-1290 (92 amino acids)
Cellular component (GO): extracellular matrix
Source: RefSeq, a predicted model, not a curated record
GCAUUCGCGCGCGCUCAGAGCAAAGGAACUCGCCGAUUGAUCAAUGCUCUCCCGCUAGAGUGAACUCCCGACGUUUUUUGUGCACGCUCGCAUUCGAGCCAGACCGUCAACGACCGAUUCGUUGAGUAAUUCGAUUUCACAACGGCAGGAAUGGUGCUUUCACGAGCCGCAAUACAGACAACAUCCGCAGCCGGCGUCGACAUCCUCGUCGUCGCCGCCAUCGUCACUGAGUCGGGAGAAAAAUUUUGGGGACGCCGAGGAAGAAAGAAAGCAAGCAGUAGCAGUAGCAGCAGCAGUGCGGUCUCUCUCUCUCUCUCUCUCUCUCACUCCGGUUUUUAACGAUCUAUAAAAGAGGCGCUCGAGCUGAGGCGAUUGUUCAGUUUCAAGGUGCCCGGGAGCAGGCUAACAAGAAAAGUAACCGAGUGCAGGAGAGAAGAGACGAGAGAGAGAGAGAGAGAGAGAGAGAGAGAGAGAGAGAGAGAGAGAGAGAGAGAAAGCGAAGGAGAGAUACCGGAAAGUAAUCGGAUGAAAUGGCCGUUAAAGUGAGUGGCUCCGUGCAGUGAAAGAAAUGAGCGUGCAAAACACACUUUUAUGAACGAUGGUGAAAAUAGAUAAACGCCCGAUGCGCUCGCUUACCACCGGGAUAGUAAUUGGCCUUUUUAUCUUGACGUCCGAUACUUAAUCGAUUCUCUCUCGGCCAAGGCUUUCCUCCGUAUUUUAUAUCCUUUCCCGAGCUACAGGCUCACUAUAUUUCAAAUGCCUCACUUUCGCGCCAAUCUGUUGUUUAGCGGGAAGCGGGAUAGAUAGGACGAGAUGCACGCUCGCGCAACGUGAACAACGGGGAAAAUCUGUCGAGGGGAAAAUAAAAUCUAACUCAAUCUCCGUUCACAGGUAAUUCUGUUGCUGGGCCUUCAGGCGGCUCUAGUGGUGGUGGCGACAGCCAAGGCCGAGGGUCAUGCUCACUCGUUCCAGCAUUUUCAUGGUCCGGUGCACGGAGACGACAAAGAGGUGAUGUGGGUGGACAAACACGGCAAGCAGCACCAGGACUACGCUGCACCGGCCCACUAUGAGUUCGCCUACGGUGUCGAAGACCACCACACCGGCGACUAUCACGGUCAAAAGGAACACCGGGACGGCAAGGCCGUGGCGGGAGAGUACACGGUUAAGGAGCCCGAUGGCAACAUCAGAACCGUCAAAUAUCACGCUGACGAGGACGGCUUCCAUGCAACCGUGCACAACAGUCACGGCGGUGCUGCUGCUGCCAACGCCGGCUACGACGACGAGCGCUGAACGCCAGCUCUAUAGGGGUUCUCUUAGUCCCCUUGUAUCCUUGUAUCACAGCCAAAGAUAAAUCAAUAUCAGUUCAAUAACACCAAUCUACACACACACAAAUUUCGCGUACACAUAACAGGCUGUACACAUUGAUAGGAAAAUUGUAAAGUGACGGUUUCCUAUUCAAAUGCAUGAUGAAAUAAACCCUUGAAUGCAAAACGUUUAUUCAGAUAUGUGUGUACGAAUCUCAAUCGUAAUAUAUUAUAGUAAUAGCGUCCAUGUUCAUUUAUAAAAUGAGAUCAAUAGAUUCAAAUUUAGUUCAUGUUUUUAUUAUAUUAGAGUUACGUACAUGAUGCUGUUCAUAGUAUAGUUUAGGGGAUUUUUGGAUAUGGUUAACAUAUAAGAUUGUUAUAACAUUGGGUAUACAUUUUUAUUAAUAAGUUUUAUAAAACGAGUUACUUUUAAGCUAAUGUGAUUCAUCAUAUAUGUGUAAAUAAUUUUAAUAAUAAACAAACUUUCUUAUUUACUAGUAAUAUAACUAUAAAUAAA